Molecule: messenger RNA, 42245 nt
Organism: Podarcis lilfordi (Lilford's wall lizard)
Lineage: Eukaryota; Metazoa; Chordata; Lepidosauria; Squamata; Lacertidae
Source: the annotation of a GenBank genome assembly
GAAAGGGGCCGGCCUCGUCCGGGUUACGGUGGCCGGGCGGGGCCAGGCGGCGCCCGAAGCGAAAGCGAGGAGAAGGAGGGCUGGCUGCCCCUGCCUCUCUCCCUCCCUCCCUCCCUCCUCCUCCGCCUCUGCGCGCGGCGGGCGCCGGUCCCGGCCGGACCCGGGGCUUGGCAGGCAGGCGGGCAGGCAAGAUGCUGGAAGCGGCCGGGCCGGACCCGGAGCUGGACUCGGAGGACCUGGUGCACUUCUCGGUGGGGGACCUGCCCAGCCGGGGCUACGGGGUGAUGGGCGAGAUCCGGAGGCAGGGGAAGCUCUGCGACGUCACCCUCAAGGUAGCGCCUCAGGCGGCGGGGGGGGGGGGGAGAAAAUAGGGGGGGGUCUUUUCUCUGAGGGAGAGCUGGGGGGGGUGUCUUUCCCUGAAGGGGAGGGGGGAGAUGUGGGGGCUGGCCCUGGGGGGGAAGGGAGGGGGGAGAGAUGGGGGUCUUUUCCCUGAGGGAGAUUUUUUUGGGGGGGGUCUUUUCCAUGAAGGGGAGGAGGGAGAUGUGGGGGCUGGCCCUUGGGGGAGGAGAGAGGGAUUGGGGGCUUUCCCUGGGGGGGAGGUGUGAUGGGGGCCCCUGAGAGGGAAGGGAGGGGGAGAGAUGGGGGUCUUUUCCCUGAGGGAGAUUUUUGGGGAGGGGUCUUUUCCAUGAAGAGGAGGAGGGAGAUGUGGGGGCUGGCACUGAGGGGGAGGGGAGACAGAUGGGGGGCUGUCCCUGGGGGGGUGAGGUGUGGCGGGGGUCCCUGAGAAGGAAGGGAGGGGGAGAGAUGGGGGUCUUUUCCCUGAGGGAGAUUUGUGUGGGGGGGUCUUUUCCAUGAAGGGGAGGAACGAGAUGUGGGGGCUGGCACUGAGGGGGAGGGGAGACAGAUGGGGGGCUGUCCCUGGGGGGGGUGAGGUGUGGCGGGGGUCCCUGAGGGGGAAGGGAGGGGGAGAGAUGCGGGUCUUUUCCCUGAGGGAGAGGGGGGUAUUUUCCCUGAAGGGGAGGGGGCAAUUGUGGGAGCUGGCCCUUAGGGGGAGGGGGGAGGGAUUGGGGGCUUUCCCUGGGAGGGUGAGGUGUGGCGGGGGUCCCUGAGGGGAAGGGAGGGGGAGAGAUGGGGGGUCUGCCCCUGAGAGGGAGGGGAAGCGGUGGGGGGGGUCUGGUCAGCAUUCCCCUCCCCCCAACGAGGAAGGUAUAAAUAAAUGAGGCAGACGGAACUGGUUUUCCAGCAUACAUGUUGCGCCUGUAUCGGGAGGUAAUCUUGAGUCACAGAGUUGUAAGGGGGGUCCCCCAGGGGUCAUCUAGCCCGGCCCCCCUGCAACGCAGCUGCAAGAAACCUCGCUGCGAGUCAGACCUGAGACUGAUCUUGUAGGAGGUGAUGAUACACACAUCAAAUAAGCAGCAACAUGCGCUCCCUUAUUGUCUGUUCAAGCAGCACCCAAAAAAGUGGCUUGUUUUGGGGUGGGAAACGACAAAUAUGCAACAUUUGAAGCGGCGUUGAACAAUGUCAGGGCCAGCAGCAAGAAAUGUGUUGUGUUCGCUGCGCUCUCUCUGGUAGAGUUUAUUUGGCUUAUUUUAUGGAUCCCCACCCCCCAUAAAAGGUCGCUUUUGCUAUGGCAGCCAAGGGAAGACUGUCACUUCCCUGUAAGCAGCUGGAAAUCGGGAUUUUAUGGAAGGAGGGCCUGUUGAAGAAGAAAAACCAUAUAGGAAAGCUGGUGGAUGUGAUUUGGAGUGGGGUGGGGGGUAGGCAGUAGCAGGAGGGGUCACCUUGCCCUUGAAUCUCCAGGUCAGCUUUCCCCAACUAGGUGCCCUCCGGGUGCUGUUGGAUUCCAGCUCCCAUCAGCCCCAGCUCCCAUGGCUAUAGGUUGGGGGUGCUGUGAAUUGUAGUCCAGUAGCCUUCAAAGGGGACGCGGGUGGCGCCGUGGGUUAAACCACAGAGCCUAGGACUUGCCGAUCAGAAGGUCGGCGGUUCGAAUCCCUGCAAUGAUGGGGUGAGCUCCCGUUGCUCGGUCCCUGCUCCUGCCAACCUAGCAGUUCGAAAGCACGUCAAAGUGCAAGUAGAUAAAUAGGUACCGCUCCGGCGGGAAGGUAAACGGCGUUUCCGUGCGCAGCUCUGGUUCGCCAGAAGCGGCUUAGUCAUGCUGGCCACAUGACCCGGAAGCUGUAUGCCGGCUCCCUUGGCCAGUAAAGCGAGAUGAGCGCCGCAGUCCGAGAGUCGGCCACGACUGGACCUAACGGUCAGGGGUCCCUUUACCUUUACCUUUUAGUCUUCAAAGGCUGCCUUACUGUCAGUGGGGAGGGCCAGAGGUGUGCUUUAAGAGAGAAGAUGCAGCAAGUUUGGGACUAAGGCGGUACCUCCCACCUAAAGGAAAUGCAGGUUUAUUUGGCAUCCCUGAGUGGUGUAACCCUGACGGGUAGAAGGGCCCACAAGGAAGAAGUGGGGACCUAUAUGAGAUGGGGUUUGGGAUCAGAUUGGGGCUGGGAAACGGGUAGAGCCCAAGUAGCAAAAAGCUGCAGUUGAGGGCGAUACUACAAAGCCCAUGUUUUUGCUCAGGUUAAAGUUUCCUGUUCAGCAUUUGUUUGUUUGAAGGUAUUAUAAUGAGGUGGCAGUACCUUGUUUGGGGAGCUUCUCAUCCCGGGUUUGCCCUUUGAUUAUAAUCCAGCGGAGGAUAACUUCGGUCCCAAUUAUUAGGAGUAACCACUUUUGCAUAGCAUUGCCCUUUAGUCAUCGCAAGCUGUGCAACCUCUCAGGAAUGUGUUCCAGGUUGCCCAAUGGGGUUUUGAAGCCUAGGUUGCCGGUGACAGCAGUGCUUCCUAGCCAGUCCUGGUUUUAACAUUUUGUGGGUGGUCCGUGUGUAAAUUGGAUUUCGGCGUCGGCCCAGCUUGUGGCGUUCCACCUCCUGCAUGCAAAUUGCAGCUGCACGCUCUCCUCACAGGAGAAGCGACCCAAGGACUGAAUGACUCAUGGAAUGAAUCCUUCUUCCCGGCUUGGCAUGUGGCUGCUGUGAAGCAGAUUGGCAGCGGUGGUUUGGCAAAGGGCAUCAUCAAAGGCUCUCAUCCUUCUUUAAAGUUGGGAUGCUCCAGCGCUGCAAUCCUCCGGAAGUCCAGAAAACAUUAUCUGAUCUUCCCUUUUAGACCUCCUACACAGUUUCAACAAGCAUUAUAGCAUUAAAAACUUGCCCUGCUGGGUCUGAACCAGGUUCUAAUUAAUUCAGCAGUUCUGUUUCCAGCAAUGAGGAUAUGAUGGCAUCAGCCUUUCCCCUACUGUGUUCUCACAGCAUCCUGUAUUCAGAGAAAUGCUCACUUUAAUAAUAAUAAUAAUAAUAAUAAUAAUAAAUUUUAUUUAUACCCCGCCCUCCCCAGCCAAGACCGGGCUCAGGGCAGCUAACAACCAAUAAUAAAAACAAGUUGAUUAAAAUACAACAUUAAAACAUUAGGAUGCAGGCUCUUCACAGGAGGAGAAAGGACAAAGAAAGAGGGGGAGGGAAUCAAACUGAUUCUAAGCCAAAGGCCAGGUGGAACAACUCUGUCUUACAGGCCCUGCGGAAAUAAAUCAGAUCCCGCAGGGCCCUGGUGUCAUGAGACAGAGCGUUCCACCAGGCCGGGGCCAGUGUUGAAAAGGCUCUGACUCUGGUUGAGGCUAAUCUAACUUCCUUAGGGCCCGGGACCACUAGGGUGUUGCUAUUUAUGGACCUUGAGGCUCUCUGUGGGGCAUACCGGGAGAGGCGGUCCCGUAGGUACAAGGAUAAAUGAUGCCCUGGGGGAUACCAGGACCUCUUACCCGUAGGUACGAGGGAUAUAUAGAGGUCCCAAUCUAAGCUAGUAUGUUUUAUCGUCACUAAGGCUUAUCCUUCAUGAGCCUGUUUCCGACCUUCCUCAGUCUUAAGGGUACCAGAUUGAAGGCAAGUUCAGUCCCUUUUUUAAAAAGCAGGCAUAACCUGUUGCCUCCUAUAUCAGGGAUGGGGAGUCUCUGGCCCUCUGCAUGUUGCUGAACUGCAGCUUCCCUCAGCCUCAGCAAGCAUGAUCACUGACUAGGGAUGAUGGGAGUUGUAGUUCACAACAUCUGGAGGGCCACAGGUUUCCCUGUCCCCUGUUUAAAUCCAUAUUUUUUGGGGGGUGGAUAGGUUUAUUAGGUACAGAAAACCAGUAUGAAGUCUCCCACCACAAUGCACUUAAAAUCCAGACAGCUCCAUAUGGCUAUCCCUCAGCUGUCAUCUAACAUCAGCUGUGCCAUAUGGCAGUAGCCUGAUGAGAGAUGAGGAGCAGGGCCCACUUCAACAGCUCCACAGAGAUACUAGCUGUUGCUGGCUCCUCCUCCCGCUGAACCAUUUCCAUUCAAGAUGGUCAUUGCAAGAAGUUCCUAACAUUAAGGCCAGUUGCCGGAGUGCAUUCUCCCCGCCCCCACUCCAUUUGCCUUGUGCGUCAUGCCUUUCAGAAGGUUAGCCUGUGGGCAAGAACUGUCUUGUUCAUUAUUGAUCAUAAUAUUAAAGCUCUUUUGGCCGAAGAGCAGUGGUACAAAAUGUUUUAAAUGAAUGACAAUCCCCAACCUCAUUUAACCCACCAUUUCCCUACCCCUGAACUAGAUAGAGAAGUCCUGUAAUAUCUGAAUGAAAUGUUCAGGUUUUAGUGGGUUUCCGAGAAGGGAAUGUUCAUCGCUCAACAAAUCUUUCUUUGUGCGCAUGGUUUGUUCGCAGAGCACACGGACCCCUUGUUGCAGAGGUUUUCAACCUUUCUGAGUCCACGGCUCCCUUGACCAACUGCAUUCUUUCUGUGGCAACCCUGCGGGGCUCAGGAGCCCAGUUAUAUCACCCUUUGCUUGCAGACCCGGAGCUUCUCACCCUUUUUCAAACACCCCCCCUAGUCCAUUCCCAACAGCAGGGGCUGGCAGACUGGGUGGCUGGGCUCCCUCGACCGCUUGCUUACUCUGAGGCCACCUCAGCUCCUGGCAACCAGCACCCCCUGACCAGCCCCAGAGGCACCAUUCACCUGGGGAGCUUGUAGCCAGGGCUGCUGCAACAAACAGCUGUGCAAGCCUUUGGGUGGCAGAGGCGCAAGAGGGCAUCAGAGGGAGGGAGGGAAGGAAAGAAGGACAGAGGGUUGCCUGCGACACCUCUGAGCAUCAUUCAAGGCACCCCAGGGUGCCACGGCACACUGGUUGAAAACCACUGCCUUGUUGAAUAAUGGUUAUAAUUUGGGGGUGCUAUAAAAAUCAUUGUGGAGCAGAAGUAUUGUGGCAAGUAUUUUCUGCUGUUCCAAAUAUCUCCUUUCUCUCUCAUGGUCAUUUAAAGAAACAUGUUUUCAAUGCACUUGAGAUCAAUUUGUUUGCUCAGCAUUUCCUCCCUUGAUAUUCGGAACACAGCAGACUUUGCACAGAAUGCGAUAUUUCUCCUUGAGGGAGAGACCUUCCUUUCCUGUCCUCUAGGACAGUUGUCCUCCUUCCCACUUAGCAGGCCGACCCCGAAGGAAAGCAAACGUCAUUACUCUCAGGAGACUCUCUCAAGCAGGUAUAGCUGACAGUGGAAUAAUUUUCCUUAAUCUGGUACAAAGCAGUCAACAUUUCUUGGCAGAGCAUUGGAGAAGCCUGAAAAACUGGGUGGAAGAUCUGCCCAACAGGACAAGGUUUUUGGCAGCUUGUUUGUAUUACAUUCAGCAUAUUGAACUCAAAGCAAGCAUUACUAGGACAGGUAAAAGAUGAAGAAGAUCUGGAAUAAUUCUCGGUCAGGGGUUCCAAAACUGUGAUCCACUAACCGCCAGUGGUCCACGAACUUCAUUCAGGUGCUCUGUGGAUGUGUGACCGAGGAUGGUCUAUUGCAUUAAAAAUAUUGAGUUUUAAUCAUAUUUUAAUUGCUUCUUGCAUUGUAUUUUAUUGUGUUACAUUUUAGAAUCUAUGGAGUACAAUAAAAUCAUAUAAAAGUGAAGUAUGCUAUAAAAAUACCAUUCAGAAUCAUAGAGCACCUAGCACAGAGCAUUACAAUUGCUGUACUGGGCACAAAAGCCAUUAUUAAGCGGUUUGCUAAGACCCUCAGCCGUUUUCAAGUGGUCUGGGGGCGGGGAGUUUGGGAACCAUUGUUCUAAGCCACUUGCUCGAAUGGGCAUUUCACUAACAAUACAUUGAGCUGUGUAGGCAGAAUUGCACUUUAAUUGGAGGAGGAAGCAGGAUUCUGUGCACUUGGUGAUGGAUAUAAGCAGCUGUUGUGAAUAAUACCAGCUAGCAGUGCUAUGCUGUGUCUUCUCCUUCCUGUCUUCAUUGACCCUUCUGCCCGAGGGCUGCUGCUUAAUGCAGUUUUGGGCUCUCAGACUCUGAGUGAGUCACAAAUGGCAGUCUAUAUUGGAGAGAGGUUGUGCUGCUUGGGCUGGCUUCAUAGUGAUUAGUCACAACAUUUUCCCCACAGUAAGCAAGGCCAGAGAGGGCAAGUGUUGUUGGACUACAACUCCCAUCAUCUCAGGCCAUAGGCCUGGCUGGUUAGAACUGGCAAGCGUUGAAAUCCAACAUCUGGGUGUCAGUAAAGUCCCAGCUCGUGGUAUAAGGAAAAUUAUGUAUACAUGUAUCUUAUCACAACAUGGGUGGCGCUGUGGGUUAAACCCAGAGCCUAGGGCUUGCCGAUCAAAAGAUCAGUGGUUCGAAUCCCCAUGACGGGGUGAGCUCCCAUUGUUCAGUCCCUGCUCCUGCCAACCUAGCAGUUCGAAAGCACGAAGUGCAAGUAGAUAAAUAGGUACCGUUCUGGCGGGAAGGUAAACGGCGUUUCCGUGCGCUGCUCUGGUUCACCAGAAGCGGCUUAGUCAUGCUGGCCACGUGACCCGGAAGCUGUACGCCGGCUCCCUCGGCCAAUAAAGCGAGAUGAGCGCCGCAACCCCAGAGUUGUCUGCGACUGGACCUAACGGUCAGGGGUCCCCUUUACCUGUCUUAUCACCAAAACCAAUUUGGGUUCAAAUUGUUGAAUGACAGCUGACAUCCACUGCAAGUAUUACUUAUUUUUAUAACCUGAGAUCACUUGCCUUUCAUUUUAGUGCAGCAACAACUGGGACUGGUUUUUCCUCUCUAAGCCCUUCCCUUUUGUUUGUCACAAUUGGAUUUUCAUUCUCAAGAUUUCAACUUGUGACGGCUCCUAAACGUUUCCAUAUUUAUGAAUCAAUACAGCUGUUACGUUUCUAUUUGGAGGUAUUGAAUUACUAUGAUCUGGCCUUCUGCUUCUCCUCUCCACGCCCCCGUUCCUUCUUCAGAGGAUAUACAGUAAUAGCAUUACAGGAUUACAAAUCCAUAAUUUUAAGCAAUUAGUAAUGUAACCAACCAGAUGUACGGGAUAUCAAUUUUUUCACAUAUAUGCUGGAGUUUUCAAGGUGGGAGGUGUCACAGAACAGCAUCUGCUCAAAGGUAUUAUACCCAAGCAAUCCUGAUCCACAGUCGCACCCCCCCCCACCAAAAAACCCCCCAGCUCCAGAGAGGUUCGGGGUGGAGAGGACUCUCAGAACAAGGUUGGAAGGUGCCAUGGUGGAGGCUGUGGGAAGGAGAAAGACUCUGGUGGCUUCAGCUAAGUAGAAUACAAAAGGGAGAAUUUCUCCUUUAACUAAACUCAUGCUUGUGAAACUGCAACUGGAACAGAAACCUACUUCGGUGCUGAAUGAAACCUAUAGUUAGGGAAAGUGGGGUUGGUGAAAACGAAUGCACUACCAAAAAUUCUUGUUUUCUCUUCUGUUGAACAUUCUGUAAUGAGUGGUGUGACUGUCUUGAAAAGCUGUCAGUAGGAAAUAAGCUAUUUUUUUUGUUUCCUUUUUGUGGGAGAUUGGGAAGACCACCUAGUGUUGUUUCUGAAACCAAACUAGGCUUUGGAGCGAAACUUCCUUGGUGUCUCUAAAUCAUGCAUUUUAAAAGCAGAUACCUGAAUGCUCAUCGUUUUAGGAGUGUAAUGGUAGUGAUGUCUAUCCGCUCCAACAAGGGGAUGGUAUGGAGAAGCAUACAUUUGCCGUGUAAAAUAUAUGUGUGUGAUAUCCUGUGAUCUUGUAGGAUAUAUCAGAUAUUGAGGUGUCAGUUGAGAGGGCAGAAAAGUACCCAGAGGAGAAGAACUCCCUUUUUGCACUAUCUAGGGUCCCCGUCCCUUGCUGUGUUCCUAUAAGAUGUUUCAGGAUGGUAGCUCCAAACCUGAAGAACUAGCGUGAUAGGAUUAUAAGAAGUUUCCUCAAACCAGGUCGUGCUUUUGGCUCACCUCGCCUGACACUGCCUGUUUUGACUGGCAGCAGUUCUUGAGAGCAUCUGUCAGAGAGAGGGGUCUUAGCCACCAUCUCCUACCUAAGAUGAUUUUAUAUGGAGACGCCAGAGAUUGAACUAGGAAGAAACACGUGCUCUACCACAGAUCUCUUUAUAAAUGAUGAUCUGGGCAGCAGCACAACAUCUCUGGAUGGAGCCCUUGCUUUCAUAGAGAUUGUAACGUGUGAACGAACCAAAACUUACCGUAUUUUUUGCUCCAUAAGGCGCACCGGACCAUAGGGCGCACCUAGUUUUUAAAGGGGGAAAUCAAGGGGGGAAAUCUUAUUUUCCCCCCAGCCCCAAAGAGCAGCGUACAGGCUGCGCGCAGCCUGUUCACUUCUCCCAGAGCUUCUGGGACUGCCAGGGGAAGCCCAGGUUCCCCCCCCCCAAAGAGCAAAGAAGCCAAGACAGCGAGCAGGAUCCAUCCCGCUCGCUGUUUUGGCUUCCUCUUUAGCCGCGCGCAACCUCUCCCUGCCGGAGGGGUUGCACGCGGCUAUGGCACAAGUCAAGACAGUGAGCGGGAUGGAUCCCGCUCGCUGUUUUGGGUUCCUCUUUAGCUGCGCGCAACCUCUCCAGCUGGGAGAGGCUGCGCGGGGCUAAAGAAGCCAUAGCUGCGUGCAGCCUCUCCCUGCUGGAGGGGCUGCGCGCGGCUAUCCCUGAAGCCUUCCGAGCGCAGCGCAAGUUCCCACUGCACUCCUCAGGCUUCGGGUUCCUUUUGCUGAAGCUGGAAGAGCAAGACUCUCCUGGCUUCAGCGAAAGGAACCUGAAGCCUCCGGAACGCAGCAGGAACUCGCGCUGCGCUCCGAAGGCUGUAGGCGGCUAUCCCUGAAGCCUGGAGAGCGAGAGGGGUCGGUGCGCACCGACGCCUCUCGCUCUCCAGGCUUCAGCGAAAGCAACGCGAAGUGCGGAGGGAGCACUCCCUCUGCGCUUCAGAGGCUUCGCGUUGCUAUGGCUGAAGCCAAGGAGCCUGCAUUCGGUAAUCAGCAAGGUGAUGUGGCUGUCUAUAUGUGCAUCAGAGUCACUCUAAAAGCCCCCGUUGUCAAUCUAUUUGUUACCCUGGGAGAUCAAUUUACUGAAUUUACAAGCUGAAAUUUUCAACCCGGCCCUGUACGUGGCUGGUUCCUAAAACCUUCCUACUCCGAGGAAAUUGAAAUAAGCAUCCAGGAAUUUGGGCCACUUCUCCAGCCCAGGACUGAAGUCCUUACCUCAGAGGCUUGUUAUGAAGUAAAAAAAAUAUGAAUGCGUUAAUCACAUUUGGUUUUGCCCUUCCUCCGAGGAGUAUAGGAGACUUUAGAUGAGAUCAUUCUCCUAUAAAUUAGGCGGUGGACUUGGGGAAUCUGAAAUUCUUGUAUGCAUUCUGCCAGCUACGUGUUGGUUGAUCUUGAACCAGUUUUUUCUCUCUCUUUCUCUUUGUCUAAUAGGCCUCACAGGGUGACUUUAAAUUAAGGGAGGGGGGCAAGGAGAGCUGUGUGCAACCCCCUCCCCAAAUCUCAUGGAGAACAGGGUCAGUAAAAAUGGGGAAAAACAACCAAAGAGACUAUUUUCCAUUUUAAACGAUAUUCCACAGAGCUUGAAUCAAGGAUAUGCUGUUAAACUUGCAGCAUCUAAAGAGAUGCUUUGUUGUUGUUGUUGUUUAGUCAUUUAGUUGUGUCCAGCUCUUUGUGACCCCCUGGACCAGAGCACACCAGGCACUCCUGUCUUCCACUGCCUCCCGCAGUUUGGUCAAACUCACGCUGGUAGCUUCGAGAACACUGUCCAACCAUCUCGUCCUCCGUCAUCCCCUUCUCCUUGUGCCCUCCAUCUUUCCCAACAUCAGGGUCUUUUCCAGGGAGUCUUCUCUUCUCAUGAGGUGGCCAAAGUCUUGGAGCCUCAGCUUCAGGAUCUGUCCUUCCAGUGAGCACUCAGGGCUGAUUUCCUUCAGAAUGGAGAGGUUUGAUCUUCUUGCAGUCCAUGGGACUCUCAAGAGUCUCCUCCAGCACCAGAAUUCAAAAGUAUCCAUUCUUCGGCGAUCAGCCUUCUUUAUGGUCCAGCUCUCACUUCCAUACAUCACUACUGGGAAAACCAUAGCUUUAACUGUACGGACCUUUGUUGGCAAGGUGAUGUCUCUGCUUUUUAAGAUGCUUAAAUAAACCAAAAACCCUACAUAAUACUGGUGGCUCUGUUUAUAACAUUUUCCUGACUCCUGUUUGAUGCUUGUCAAAGCUCUACCAAAUUCCAGUGUCUUAUAGCUUACUUCUGAGAACAGGUGUGCCCUUGGCCAUCAGUACGUGGAAUAGGAUGAGUCCGUAACUCAAGUCAAGAGUCCCAGAGGGCCUGCUUAACAAAAGGGCUUAAGAGGCCUUACAAAAUUGAGAUUGCCUUCUGCCAGGGGCCAUGCUUUCAGCCAGGCAGCCUGACAUAUUUAUGGCACCUGCAGCGUUCUGCGGAAGGCUUUAUUGGGAGUUAUUAAUAUUCAGGUGUGGGUGUGUGCAGGGGAGAAGCAGCCUCUCAUUAAACUGGCACUGAGUGCUAUAAAGGGAAAGCUUUGUACAUCCUGUUUCUGAAAGUGGAUCUGAGCAGGCAGGUGGCUGCGCGCGCACAUUCCUCGCAAACUGUCUCAUCGCCAUGAAACGACAUCGCAAGCAGAAAAACCUACUAAAAAUCUCAAAGGUGAAACACGGGCUUCUUCUGCAUGCCUACUACAUACAGGGGUCUAUAAGCAUUAGCUUAGUUUACUAGCUGGACAUUAUUUGUGGCAGUUUCUGGAUAUUGCUGUUUCAGGUGUCAGAUUUGUGCCUCUGUGUCCCAUGACACACGCAGGGCUGCCUUUGAAGACGGUUCGGAAACUCCAUCUUGGGCAGAAUUCGUUAGCCAGGUUGCUGACCGGGGCAAGACGGUUUGAGCAUAUUACACCAAUCCGGACCCAUCUGCACUGGCUGCCCAUUAGCUUCCGGGCCCAAUUCAAAGUGCUGCUUUAUAAAGCCUUAAACAACUCAGGACCGCGAUCCCUCCAAGACAGCCUCUCUCUAUAUGAACUGACCCAGACCCUGAGAUCAUCAUCUAAGGCCCUCCUUUGUGUGCCUCCUCCUCGGGAGGUCCAGAGGGUGGCAACAUGAGAACGGGGCCUUUUCUCCAGUGGCUCCCCGUCUGUGGAAUUCUCUUCCCAGGGAGGUUUGCCUGGUGCCUUCAUUAUUCACCUUUAGGCGCCAGGCAAAGAUGUUCCUCUUUAACCAGGCCUUUUAAAUGUGUUGUGGGCGAAGGGAUCAUCAGUUUGUUCUUAUUUUUAUUAUGCAUUUUGUGAUUUUUUAAUAUUGUAAAUUUAUGUUGUGAGCUAUGAGAUCUUUGGGUAUAGAGUGGUAUGCAGAUUUAAAAUAAUAAUAAUAAUAAUAAUAAUAAUGAUGAUGAUGAUGAUGUCAAGACUGCAGAAGAGCAUUGCUGGCAAAUGAGAGCAUAUAUCUCAUUGGAAGACAGAGCAGACGAAUGAGCCUGUGAAAUUGUGGCUGAUAUUUUUAGGUCCUGUAAUAGUGUAGUCUGAGUAGAGACGGGGAAGAAAUUGGCACCUGGGCUUGUUUCAGAGGUUUGUCCCUGUAUUUGUAUCUACGUUAGGUAUUGUCUUGCUGCUGUACAUUGAGUCAAACCAUUGGUUCAUCUCAUUGUUGUCAACACUGACUCUCCCCACCCCAGAGUGGCUCUCCAGGCUUUCAGGCAAGGAUCUCUCCCAGCCGUAUCUGGAGGUGCCAGUGAUUCAACCCAGGGUUCUUCUGCGAGCCAAGCUGAUUUUCUGCCGCUGAGCUGUGGCCUUCCUCCAAGCUGAUAUUUGCCCCGUUCAUCUUUGCCCAUAUUCUGCAGACAGCAGCAAGGAGCUUUACAACAUACUGUUCCGGAAUUGCUUUAUCGGACUAGUAAUACAUUUUAUUAAACACACCCAGAUGGCACUCACAAGCGAGCUUUCCAUCACAGACGCUGAAAAUAGCACGUUGGCAUAAAUGUUUCUGCAUGGAAUGUUAAUGAAAUGCUCGUAUGUCAACAGUAGGUUUGAGAUCCUGCUAUAGGUUAUUUCCUGGUGCCAGUCAAUUUGAAGUUUGUUCUCUUCAUCACUGUGGUGGCAGUAGCUCUCAACAUGUUAAAAAAAAAAAAAAAGACUUUUCCUGGGGGCUCACUCUGCAAUCUGCUACAGAUGGCUUGGGCACCUUGCCAAACCUCUUAUUCUUCCCGCCAUCAUCUUGGAAUGCGUGUUUGAUAAAACCAGGGAAGAGAAGUGGAUUCUGAGCUCACCUGAACUGAGUAGCUUCGACUGGAACUGAACCGUCCUGGCCAGAUCCCUUUUCCCCACUUUCCCCCAUUGCUCACCCCACUGCUUGUGUUUAUACAUCAACACAACUUGGCACCCUUUGCGCCUAAGAAUGUGGGCACAGGUGGUGCCAAAGAUUUUGCUCAGAGCAAACCCGAGAGAAUAUUGUUUUGACUGAGAGAGAAAGGUGUAAAUCCAAGCCUUAGCACUUCCCACUCAGAGCUGACAUAUGAAAUGUUCAAGCUAGAGAGUAACGCACAUGACUCGAGCUUUCCCGUCUUACACCAUCCUUCAUCCCACCACAAUUAGGGUGUAACGCCUUCUGAGGAUGCUGAGUCCUACAGCCACAUAAAAGAGACGUUCACCCAUAGGUACCAAACUGGCAAUCUUAAUUCCGGCUAGGGAUUCAUCCAGCCCAGCCUUUCGGAUGAUGAAUUCUGCAUAUAAGUUAAAUAAGCAGGGAGACAAUAUACAGCCUUGUCGUACUCCUUUCCCAAUUUUGAACCAAUCAGUUGUUCCAUAUCCAGUUCUAACUGUAGCUUCUUGUCCCACAUAGAGAUUUCUCAGGAGACAGAAUGAGGUGAUCAGGCACUCCCAUUUCUUUAAGAACUUGCCAUAGUUUGCUGUGGUCGACACAGUCAAAGGUUUUUGCAUAGUCAAUGAAGCCGAAGUAGAUGUCUUUCUAGCUUUCUCCAUAAUCCAGCGCAUGUUUGCAAUUUGGUCUCUGGUUCCUCUGCCCCUUCGAAAUCCAGCUUGCACUUCUGGGAGUUCUCGGUCCACAUACUGCUUGAGCCUUCCUUGUAGAAUUUUAAGCGUAACCUUGCUAGCGUGUGAAAUGAGUGCAAUUGUGCGGUAGUUGGAGCAUUCUUUGGCACUUCCCUUCUUUGGGAUUGGGAUGUAGACUGAUCUUCUCCAAUCCUCUGGCCACUGCUGAGUUUUCCAAACUUGCUGGCAUAUUGAGUGUAGCACCUUAACAGCAUCUAUCGUAUCGUAAAAGGGGUUUGUUGUUGUUUAGUCGUGUGGAGUUGAAUAAAUCCUCUCCAUGUGCUAAGAUCCCCUCUAAGCUUAAUUGCACAGUGGGGUAUUUUUAGUAAGGAGAGAAGGGGAGAAAAUCUAGGGGGAAGAAAAAGGAAGUGGCAGAAAGCAUUGUGAGAAUUCUGGCUCCUCCUCCUUAGCUCAAAAUCUUCCUACAACUUUCUCCCGCCACAUUCAUCCUUGGUAUCCAGGCAGGACCCAAGGGGAUGUUCCCCAUCCGAUGCUCUGUUUCGGUUAGCGCUCUCAUGAAAGACGGAGACCCAGCAGAGUGCCCAACUUAAAUAAUAAUAAUAAUAAUUACUAUUAUUAUUAUUUCUACCCCGCCCAUCUGGCUGGGCUUCCCCAGCCACUCUGGGCGGCUUCCAAAAAAAUAUUAAAAUACUGUAAUACAUCAAACAUAUUAAAAGCUUCCCUAAACAGGGCUGCCUUCAGAUGUCUUCUAAAAGUCUGGUAGUUGUUGUUCUCUUUGACAUCUGGUUUGACAACUUGCCCUUAGGUACACAGGGAUCCGGUUGGGAGAUCUUGCUCCUGACUUCAAGGCUCAAGUGCCGGUCGGGUGUCUCCCACAGAGAACCUUUUUGGAUUCUAAAGGCAGCGUUCCAGCCACGUUCAAAUGUGGCCCUCGAAAACCACAGGCAGAAUGUUACCCUGGCUCUGUUCAGAAUCAGACGUGGGAAUCUAGGCUAGUAAGUGAUCGGCAUCAUGUGUGCCUAACUUCAUUUCCGGCCAAAGAUUUUAAUUUGCAUUCUUUUUGGUUUUCAUAAGCAGAGUUUGCUGGUUCUCCUUUUCUUUUUUAAGGGACUGCUGGAACCUGGUUGCUGAGGGAAAGGUUUUUGCAGUGGCUCAAGGAAAACACACAGACGGCUUCUUGCCAUGUGAUCUAACAUGUGGGUUAGGCGCUGUAGCACCGUAAGAUCUCGUUUUAUCUGCCCAGCCUCCUCCCGUGGGGUUUUCUCAGUUUCCAUAAAAGACCUUUUAUGUAUUUAUAAUAUGCCUAUGAUAUGCCAACAUGUCAGAUGCAAGUAGAUUCUGUGUCCCUGGGGAACAGGAAACUGAGGGUGUGUCUGCUGUUAUCUCUCCCGGCUGCCUUAUCUGUGUUUCUCCCUGAGAGAAGGAACACCACCACUUGUGGGAUUUUCAGAAGAAUCUGAUUAAGAGACAGUAGAUUGCGCAGAGUAAUUCUAAUCGUAAAAGUACAGUGGUGCCUCGCAAGACGAAAAGAAUCCGUUCCGCGAGUCUCUUCGUCUUGCGGUUUUUUCGUCUUGCGAAGCAAGCCCAUUAGCGGUUUAGCGGAUUAGCGCUAUUAGCGGCUUAGCGGGCUUAGCGGAUCAGCUGAUAAGCGGCUUAGUGGCUUAACGGAUCAGCUGUUAAGCGGCUUAGCGGAUCAGCUGAUACGCGGCUUAGUGGCUUAGCGAUCAGCUGUUUAGCGGCUUAGCGGAUCAGCUGAUAAGCGGCUUAGCGAUCAGCUGUUUAGCGGCUUAGCGGAUCAGCUGAUAAGCGGCUUAGCGGCUUGGGGAAAAGGGGGGGGGAAGGAAAAAAACCCCGCAGGAACUCGCAAGACAUUUUCGUCUUGCGAAGCAAGCCCAUAGGAAAUUCUUUUUGCGAAGCACCUCCAAAACGGAAAACCCUUUCGUCUAGCGGGUUUUCCGUCUUGCGAGGCAUUCGUCUUGCGGGGCACCACUGUACUGAAUAGGUUAUUGCUAAGGUGGCUGUUCUUGUUUCAUAGAAGCUUAGGUUGUUGUGGAUUCCGCUUGUGUGUACACGCACAGGGAUAGCUUAACGUGGUAAGCCUCCAGAUGUUUUGGACUACAACUCCCAUCAACCUCAGCCAGCAGGCUCAUGGGAGUUGCAACAUAGGGAGGGCACUGUGCUGGCUAUCCCUGCAAUACCGCAGCCUCCCCCAAAUCUGGUGCCCCCUGAUUCCUUGGAAUACAACUCCCCUCAUUCCCAGCCAACAUGGCUGUGCUGGCAGAGGUUGAUGGGAGUUGUAGUCCAAAGCUUCAGGAGGCAGGAAAUGAUGCUGUAAGCAUAAGCUUUCUCGUUCUAUUUAUUUAUUUAUUUAUUUAUUUUAAAGAAUUACUGAACAAGCAGAGUCUUCAUAUACAUGCAAUACCAGCAAACAAACAUAGAAAUUAUUGAGAAUAUACAUACAAAAGAACAAAAAGAAAGCAAAAAAAGAAAAAGGGGGGGAGGGAGGGAAGAAAAGAAAAAAAGAAAAGAAAUAAGAAUAAAAUUAUGACUAGAGUAAAAAAAAUAGUAAUAUCUCAUAUUUCAGUCCGCAAAGAAAAGAAACUUCCGACUAUACCCGUUGUACUAAUUUUCAAAUAAACUAUUAUUUACACAGUUACACAACGUUGUUUUUUUGUUACCUUAAUUUAACUUUAUCUGGCAUGUACUUUGUAUUACAAGGCUCAUUCAAUAUCUGCCAGAAAACUUUUACUAUUGCAGUACCCUUUGAGUAAGCAUUCUCAUUUUAGACCCGCCCUUGUGCUGGCAGCCUAUCAAACUAAAUAUAAGGAAGAUACCGACUUUUCCCAUUGGUCUGGCUAGCCCUGUAUUGGCCAACUAAUUGGCUCUUCAGGGUCUUGGGCAACUUGCUACCCAAGCUCCUUUUGAACAUCACUGCCAGAGAUGUCAAGCAUUUAAAGGUAAAGGUAAAGGUACCCCUGCCCGUACGGGCCAGUCGUGUCCGACUCUAGGGUUGUGCGCCCAUCUCACUUAAGAGGCCGGGGGCCAGCGCUGUCCAGAGACACUUCCGGGUCACGUGGCCAGCGUGACGAAGCUGCUCUGGCGAGCCAGCACCAGCGCAGCACACGGAAACACUGUUUACCUUCCCGCUAUAAAGCGGUACCUAUUUAUCUACUUGCACUUAAGGGUGCUUUCGAACUGCUAGGUGGGCAGGAGCUGGGACCGAAAGAUGGGAGCUCACCCCGCUGCGGGGAUUCGAACCGCCGACCAUGCGAUCGGCAAGCCCUAGGCACUGAGGUUUUACCCACAGCGCCACCCGCGUCCCUGUCAAGCAUUUACUCUGCCUCAGAGCUUACAUCAAACAUGGACUAGUAUCCCAUUCUGAAAUGGCACAUUUCCCCUUGGAACCAAAUAGCUGAUGUCUCUUCCUUUCUCUUUUACUGCACAGGUCGGUGACCACAAAUUCAGUGCCCACCGGAUUGUCUUGGCGGCCUCCAUCCCUUACUUCCAUGCCAUGUUUACAAACGACAUGAUGGAGUGCAAGCAAGAUGAAAUUGUCAUGCAGGGCAUGGAUCCAAGGUAAUAAUAAUAAUACAGUGGUGCCUCGCAAGACGAAAAGAAUCCGUUCUGUGAGUCUCUUCGUCUAGUGGUUUUUUCGUCUUGCGAAGCAAGCCCAUUGACGGAUUAGCGGAUUAGCGCUAUUAGCGGCUUUUAGCGGCUUAUCAGCUUAUCGGAUAAGCAGAUAAGCGGCUUAGCGGCUUAGAAAAAGAGGGGGGAAAGGAAAAAAAAAACGCAGGAACUCGCAAGACAUUUUCGUCUUGCGAAGCAAGCCCAUAGCAGAUUCGUUUUGCGAAGCACCUCCAAAACGGAAAACUCUUUCGUCUAGCGAGUUUUCCGUCUUGCGAGGCAUUCGUCUUGCGGGGCACCACUGUAAUAAUAAUAAUAAUAAUAAUAAUAAUAAUAAUAAUAUUUAUUUAUACCCCGCCCUCCCCAGCCAAGGUCGGGCUCAGGGCGGCUAACAAGCAAUAAUAAAAAGAAGUUGAAUGAAUACAACUUAAAAACAAGUUUAAAAUACAUUAAAAUAUUGAAACAUUAAAAUGCAGCCUCAUCACAGGAGGAGAAAGGAAAAAGGAAAAAGAAAGAGGGGGAGGGAAUCAAACUGGUUCCAAGCCAAAGGCCAGGCGGAACAACUCUGUCUUACAGGCCCUGCGGAAAGAAAUCAGAUCCUGCAGGGCCCUGGUCUCAUUAGGCAGAGCGUUCCACCAGGCUAGAGCCAGUGUUGAAAAGGCCCUGGCUCUGGUUGAGGCUAAUCUGACUUCGUUAGGGCCCGGGACCACUAGGGUGUUGCUGUUUAUGGACCUUGAGGCUUUCCGUGGGGCAUACCGGGAGAGGCGGUCCCGUAGAUACGAGGGUCCUAGGCCGUGAAGGGCUUUAAAGGUCAAAAGCAGCACCUUAAAUCUGACCCUGUACUCCACCGGGAGCCAGUGCAGCUGGAAAAGCACUGGGUGAAUAUGCUCCCAUGGCAGAGACCCCGUGAGGAGCCUCGCUGCAGCAUUCUGCACCCACUGGAGUUUCUGGGACAGCUUCAAGGGCAGCCCUGCGUAGAGCGAAUUACAGUAGUCAAGCCUGGAGGUGACCGUCGCAUGGAUCACUGUGGCCAGGUCGGGGCGGGAAAGGUAAGGGACCAACUGCUUGAUGGUAAUCCAUGGGGAGUUCAUUUCGGGGGUGCAGCAGCUUAGAAACACUGAAAAAGGGAACUGAUCCUUCUCAGUUGUGGAAAAAAGUCGCCCCCGAAAUGAAAAAUUGGAAUCUCCCAUUUACUACUCAAUGAAAAUGACUUCAAGAAUUUGUCAGAAAUAUUGAAACCUUACCAAAAAUUGCUGGUACAGUCAUACCUCGGGUUGAAUGUGCUUCGGAAUGAGCGCAUUCGAGUUGCGCUCCACGGCAACCCAGAAGUAACAGAGCGCGUUACUUCCGGGUUUCGCCGCUUGCGCAUGCGCAGACGCUCAAAAUGACGUCAUGCGCAGAAGCGCCAAAACAUGGCACGUGCACAUGCAGACACGCAGACACGGGUUACGUUUGCUUCUAGAUGCGAACUGGGCUCCGGAACAGAUCCCGUUCGCAUCUAGAGGUACCACUCUAUUGGAGAAUCGCUUGAAGCAGGAGCCAUCCUUACUCCAGAUACCAGGAAGUAAUCAGCGCUCAGAACGCACAAAGUAAGGUGGGAACUUUAUGGUGCUUGUAACCAAGACAAACCACAACCUCCAUUUAUUCUAAACAAUAAAAAGUGAUAUACAGAGUACAAAACAUUGCACAAGUACAGUGGUACCUCGGGUUAAGUACUUAAUUCAUUCCGGAGGUCUGUUCUUAACCUGAAACUGUUCUUAACCUGAAGCACCGCUUUAGCUAAUGGGGCCUCCUGCUGCCGCUGUGCCGCCGGAGCACGAUUCUGUUCUCAUCCUGAAGCAAAGUUCUUAACCCGAGGUAAUAUUUCUGGGUUAGCAGAGUUUGUAACCUGAAGCGUAUGUAACCUGAGGUACCACUGUACUAGAAAAUUUGUAACCUCUGGUUUUCCUGCAUUAUAAUCCAUAAUUAUAAUCAUUACAUAAUUCAUUAUACAGUUACAAAAAAAGUUUUAUUGAUUUCGGGGUGAGUUUUUCUCCCCAAAACAUUUGGAAACGGCAGUUCAUUCCUUUGCUUUUAGGCAAAAGUUCAUCUAACUAAGCUUACAGGAACAUGAGGUUGUAAAGAUGUUAUAACCUUAGUACAUCACAGUUGCUGUUUUCCAGCUUAUCUCUGCAAUCCCAAGGACCAGAAGCGCAAUGUUCUUGUUGCUGUUGAAGGCCUGGAAUCCUUGGAAUCUGACAAGGGCCUAUCAAUCAACACAGACCUUGCCCGGGGUUGAACGUUGCUGCCCCUCCCCACCGACCCUCACUCAAACACACACACACACGUUUUGAAGUGGCUUAUAAAGUCAUGUGUGUGUUUACUAACAUCUCAUACUUUCCCAUUCUUCUCUGGCCCGUUUAGCGCACUGGAAGCUCUGAUCAACUUUGCCUACAAUGGGCACUUGGCAAUCGACCAGCAGAACGUCCAGUCCUUGCUGAUGGGGGCAAGUUUCCUGCAACUGCAAAACAUCAAGGAUGCCUGCUGCUCAUUCCUCAGAGAGAGGUGAGGGGGCUGCUUCCAGAUAAUCUCGCUGCUAUGACGCAGGGUGUGGUUUUUAUUUUAUUUUAUUUUUUCAAUUUUUUUUAUUGAUUUUAACAGAUAGAACAUACAAAACGUACAAAAGAAAGCACACCACAAUACUACACAACAAAAGAAAAGAAAAAACAGAAAUAAAAACACAUAUUCUUUCUAAAGUUCAUUUUAAAUUUCAUUAUUAACUGACUUCCUCGAAUCCCCUCUAACUGAAUUUCAUUAUAUCUUUUUUUAUAAUAAUUUUUAUUAAUUUUAACAUAUAAAUUAUAAUGCAUACCACAAAACUUCACCACUUAUACAAUCUUUUUUUGGACAUCUAUCAGCACCUUUGAUGAUCCACCGUUUUAACCACUUCUUAUGCAUUUCUUAAAUUCAUAUUGCCUUUAAUUAUUCUUAACUAACCAUCCUCCCCUUUAUCUAUUUUUGCAAUAGUUCCAAUAAUUCACCUCACAGAACUUCUUACAAUGAAUUUCAUUAUAUCACCUUGUAACAGUUCUCCAAAAUCAUCUUUCUACUACAGUUAACUCCUUCAAUCUACUAUCUUCAUCUCUUUUCUUACUGACUUAGAUCCAUAUUAAUAUACAACAUCCUUAUUCUAAUCCUAGGCCUAUUUGGUACUUUCAAGUAUUUUCGACUUAUCAUAUUACAAUAUUUAUCUAAAUCAUCUUUAAAUUUCUUCCAAUCUUCUUGGUGUUCCUCUUCUUUCUGAUCGCGGAUUCUUCCAGUCAGGUCUGCCAGCUCCAAAAACUCCAACAUCUUCAUCUGCCAUUCUUCUACUGUUGGUAUUUUUGAGAUUUCCUUGACGCAGGGGGUGCUUUGUGUGACUGUUUCCCUUAUCCCAAGGCGGAAUCGUAGGCGCAUCAAGAUUUCAGAGAUUCCGUCCGUCCUCUGCAAUCCAGACUGUGUGGCAUGCUACAAAGCAGGAAGUGUGUGCAAAAUAGAGAUAGCUCCUGAUACGGAAGUGAGGCAAAAUCUUUCUUGCACAGACACACACCAGGGAAAACCCGGCCAGCAGCUAGCAUUUCCGGGGGCCCGUUUUGAGAAGAGCUUAAGGAACGGUGGUCCACCACCUUGGUUGCCAUUUCCUGAAAGCAAAAUCUGCUGUUGCAGCAGAUAUUGAAUUUCCUGAAGGCAAAAUCUGUUGCUGCAGCAGAUACUGCCACUGUACCAGCCCCCAGGCACGGAAGAGGUGGUCUAAGGGCCCCCCUCCCAACCCCUAAGACAGGCAUAGGCAAACUCGGCUCUCCAGAUGUUUUGGGACUACAAUUCCCAUCAUCCCUGACCACUGGUCCUGCUAGCUAGGGAUCAUGGGAGUUGUAGUCUCCAAAAAUCUGGAAGGCUGAGUUUGCCUAUACCUGCCCUAAGAAGUCUGUUGAAGGCAUGGCAGUGGGGAUUUAAAGAUGUCUCCUAUUUCACAGCCUUCCCCCCAAGUUAACUUGAGUUGAGUUAAGAAACUUAAGAGUACUUCGUACGAGAGAACCACAGAGCCAGCUUAAUACAAAGUUAUACAUUUCUGUAUAAUAAUAAUAAUAAUAUUUUAUUUAUAUCCCGCCCUCCCCAGCCAAAGCCGGGCUCAGAGCGGCUAACAACAAUAAAAAUAGCACAGUUUACAUAAAAUCACAGUCAGUUAAUUGCAAUACAUUCUAAAAUCAAUUCAAAAUCAAAUUAAUGGUAACCAUUGGGCUAGAGUUCUAUGAGGAUUACAGGAGGAGAGAGGGGGUCAGGCUGUGCCUUGGCCAAAGACCUGGUGGAACAGCUCUGUCUUGCAAGCCCUGCAGAAAUAUGUCAAGUCCCGCAGGGCCCUAGUCUCUUGGGACAGAGCGUUCCACCAGAUCGGAGCCACGGCCGAAAAGGCCCUGGCUCUGGUUGAGGCCAGCCUAAUUUCCCUGUGGCCCGGGACCUCCAAGAUAUUUUUGUAUGAAGACUCCGUGGGACAUACCAGGAGAGGCGGUCCCAUAGGUACGAGGGUCCUAGGCCGUAUAAGGCUUUAAAGGUCAAAACCAGCACCUUAAACCUGAUCCUGUACUCCACCGGGAGCCAGUGCAGCAGGGAGAAAAGGCAGGUUAUAAAUACAUAUAUAUAAAUAAUGAUGAUGAUACAUUUAAAGCUAGAUGAGACUCAGCUCUUCUUCUAGGUUGUUGGGAUUGUCCUGUCCCAGCACCUUUGGAUAGGUGCCCCGCUGGAGUGAGCCAAGGAGGCUACUGGAAGAUGGUUUCUCAUGAGCAAGUCCCAACAGUUGAGGUGCCUGGAAAUCUCUCUUCACCAUUUUGGAACUCCUCCUCCCUUUUUUUUUAAAGAAAAGACCGCAGCUCAGGGGCUGACCAACCUUGGAACCAAAAGCAAUAAUAAUAGUAAUAAUAAUAUUAUUUACCCCGCCCAUCUGGCUUGGUUUCCCCAGCCACUCUGGGCAACUUCCAGCAGAAUAUUAAAAUACAAUGAUUCAUUAAACAUUAAAAGCUUCCCUAAAGAGGGCUGCCUUCAGAUGUCUUCUAAAAGUCUGAUAGUUGUUUAUCUCCUUGACAUCUGAUGGGAGGGCGUUCCACAGGGUGGGCGACACUACCGAGAAGGCCCUCUGCCUGCUUCCCUGUAACUUUGCUUCCCACAGUUAGGGAACCACCAGAAGGCCCUCAGAGCUGGACCUCAGUGUCCAGGUGGUAGAAUAAUAAUAAUAAUAAUAAUAAUAAUAAUAUUUCAUAUACCACCAUUUAUCAAAACAUCCUAGGGUGGUGGGAGCUUUGUUGCAUCUUAAAGACGAACUAAUUCAUUGUGGCAUGGCAGUCGUGGACUAUAGUGUACUUCGCCAGAUCUAUGAAAUGCUAAUAAGUAGAACCAAGUGUAAAGGGAUAUGGGUGGCGCUGUGCGUUAAACCACAGAGCCUAGGACUUGUCGAUCAGAAGGUCGGCGGUUUGAAUCCCUGUGACAGGGUGAGCUCCCGUUGCUCAGUCCCUGCUCCUGCCAACCUAGCACAUCAAAGUGCAAGUAGAUAAAUAGGUACCGCUCCGACGGGAAGGUAAACGGCAUUUCCGUGCGCUGCUCUGGUUCGCCAGAAGCGGCUUAGUCCUGCUGCCCACAUGACCCGGAAGCUGUACCCCGGCUCCCUCGGCCAAUAAAGCAAGAUGAGCGCCACAACCCCAGAGUCGGCCACGACUGGACCUAAUGGUCAGGGGUCCCUUUACCUUUACCUAGAACCAAGUUUAGCUUACUCACUCUAAAAAAUAUGUGGUGGCCAAAGUUACAGAGACGAAUCCCUUUAACAACCUAUUUGAUCUCUUUCCCCAUACUUAUUUUUAAAUACUGAUGAUUCCUUUGCGGUGUUGCUUGGAUGGCUUUAAAAGAGGAUUAGACAAAUUCACGGAGGAUAAGGCUUUCUGUGGCUACUAGCCUUGAUGACUGUGCUUAGAAUCAGAACGAGCCACGAUCAGGAGAAUACUAUUUCAAAAAGCAGGCGCUUAACAAAAGCCAGACCCUUAAUUUGUCCACCAAAUGCAGUCCUCUGUAGUAGCAUUGCUCCUGAAAUCUUUGGUGCCAUGCCCCAAAAGAGUGCAUUUGUGGACAGGUUAAACAGCCAGGGUCCUUGAUGCAGAAAGUGGAGGCUGCCUUCCUCUGCCCCUGUAGGUUGUUCCCUUUCUCUGUAGAGGACGUUGCCUUCUUCUCAAGUUCACAGUAAGGCGCAGUAAAGGCAGAGGGCCCUAUCCACUUCCUUGUCCAUUUGCAUCUAGGGCAAAGGUAGAGUGACCUAGAAGAGGAAAUUGCUGAGCAGUCUGGCUUUAUAGCUUUUGGACCGGUUUCGCUGGAGAGAAUGCCUGGCCGAAGCUUCUGUGGAAUGCUGCCCUGUAACUUGGGCUGGGUCAAAAGACAUGCACACUUGUUGCCAGUUCAUCAGAAAAGGAGAAUUUGAAAUAUCCGUGGCCUGCCAAGAAGCCAUUCUCUUCCCCCCUCCCUUCCACUCAUACCAUGGGAGUUAAGCCGCAUCGUUGACGUGCCUCUAGUUAAAGGGUCAGAGGACCAGAUGGGUCUGCAGCCAGCAGGGCUGAUCUGCCGCUACCCGUAUUGCUUGAUUUCUCUCUCCCUCUCCCUGAUGCAAUUGUAAAUAAGUGCUUCAGUAGAAGAGAGGACUGUGAACUUCACGUCAAAGCCUGCUUUGGGUAGUCUUUUAGACAGGGUGAAGAGGAACCUUCUUUCUGUUGGCCGGGAGGUGGGGGCGGUAGCUAGCCACAGUCAUAGACAGAUUCCAGGUGUCAAAUCAAAGAGCCAAUUACCGUAUUUUUCGCUCUAUAGGACGCACCCGACCGUAGGACGCACCUAGUUUUAGAGCGGGAGAACAAGAAAAAAAAUUACCGUCUUUUUCGUUCUAUAAGACGCACCAGACCACAAGACGCACCUAGUUUUUGGAGGAGGAAAACAAGAAAAAAAAUAUUCUGAAUCUCAGAAGCCAGAACAGCAAGAGGGAUCGCUGCUCUUGCUGUUCUGGCUUCUGGGAUAGCUGCACAGCCUGCAUUCACUCCAUAAGAUGCACACACAUUUCCCCUUACUUUUUAGGAGGGAAAAAGUGAGUCUUAUAGAGCAAAAAAUACGGUAUCUCCCUUUCUGCACAGCGCCUCUUCAGCAAAGCGGCAGGAGAAAUGGAGCCCCUUCCAUUUCUCUGCCUGCUUCGCUGAAGGGGCGCUGCGCAGAGAGGGAAAGCUACGCACUGCCUCUCCAGCGAAGCAAAGCCAGGAGAGCGAGAGGGAUCGGUGUGCACGGACCCCUCUCGCUCUCCAGGCUUCAGUGAAAGCAACGCGAAGCCUCCGGAGCGCGGCGGGAGCGCUCCCACUGCGCUUCGGAGGCUUUGCGUUGCUGUCGCUGAAGCCAUGGAGCCUGCAUUCGCUCCAUAAGACGCACACACAUUUACCCUUAAUUCUUGGAGGGGGAAAAUUGCGUCUUAUAAAGCGAAAAAUACGGUAUAUAGAUUUCCAGAAAAGAAAAGGAGAAAACUGGUGGCUUUGCCAGUAUAAGAUAUGCACACACUGUGCCGAAAAGGUUCCCCCUGAAAGAGACGAAAACCUCAGGUAAAUGCAGGCUGCCAAGUAGGGAUUUUAUUUUAUUUUAUUUACCAUACUUUCCCGUCUAUAAGACGCCCCCUAUUUUGUUGUUUAGUCGUGUCCAACUCUUCUUGACCCCAUGGACCAGAACAUGCCAGGCACCUGAACACACCCCAGGGUCAGCGUGGCUGUGUGACUGUGUGAAACAGGGUUUCCCAAACUUUGCUGGUUUUGGACUACAAUUCCCAUCAUCCCUGACCGCUGGUCCUGCUAGCUUGGGAUGAUGGGAGUUGUAGUCCAAAAACAGCUGGAGACCCAGGUUUGGGAAAAUCCUGUUCUAGAGGGUGACGGGGGUUGGGGACUGGCUUUUGCUUAGGUCAGACACUUUCUUAGCUGUUCAACUCUCUCAUGUUCAUCUGCACCAUCCUUAAAGGCUUCACCCAAAAAACUGCCUGGGCGUGCGCCAGUUUGCCGAAACUAUGAUGUGUGCCGUACUCUACGAUGCUGCCAACAGCUUCAUCCACCAGCACUUUGUGGAGGUUUCUGUGUGCGAAGAGUUCCUGGCCUUGCCCUUGGAAGAUGUCCUGGAGCUGGUCUCGAGGGAUGAGCUCAACGUUAAGUUAGAAGAGCAGGUAGGUGCCUCCGAGGUCCCAAGGUGCGUUGGUCGCUCAUCGCAAGGUUUGCCUUCCACCAUUCCUGGUAUGCCCCACGGAGAGCCUCAAGGUGCAUAAAUAGCAACACCCUAGUGGUCCCAGGCCCUGAGGAAGUCAGACUAGCUUCAACCAGAGCCACAGCCUUUUCAACACUGGCUCCAGCCUGGUGGAACGCUCUGUCUCAUGAGACCAGGGCCCUGCAGGAUCUGAUUUCUUUCCGCAGGGCCUGUAAGACAGAGUUGUUCCGCCUGGCCUUUGGCUUGGAGCCAAUUUGAUUCCCUCCCCCUCUUUCCUUUCUCCUCCUGUGAUGAGGCUGCAUUUUAAUGUUUCAAUAUUUUAAUGUUGUAUUUUAAUCUUGUUUUUAAGAUGUAUUCAUUCAGCUUGUUUUUAUUAUUGCUUGUUAGCCGCCCUGAGCCCGGCCUUGGCUGGGGAAGGCGGGGUAUAAGUAAAAAUUAUUAUUAUUAUUAUUAUUGAAAGCCAGAAGGGCUCGUGACAGCUAGCAGGUUGAAUAAGAGGCAGAUUUCAGUACAGGACAAGCGUAAAGAAAACCAGCAGCGUAGCUGCAAAGCGGUAACAAGGAAGGGGGCAAGCAAAACCACCUAGGCGCAGGCUGAAAGCCUCCGGACGGCAAAGAGUAUUCGAGAGACAGCAGGAAGCAAGUGAAAGGGUGAGUUCCACACACCCUUCCCUUGAGAGCUGCAAUAGAAAAGGUUUAUCUUAUUUCCGGGGGACGCUGUGGUCUAAACCACAGAGCCUAGGACUUGCCGAUCAGAAGGUCGGCGGUUCGAAUCCCCGCGACGGGGUGAACUCCCGUUGCUCGGUCCCUGCUCCUGCCAACCUAGCAGUUCGAAAGCACGUUAAAGUGCAAGUAGAUAAAUAGGUACUGCUCCGGCGGGAAGCUAAACGGCGUUUCCGUGCGCUGCUCUGGUUCGCCAGAAGCGGCUUAGUCAUGCUGGCUACAUGACCCGGAAGCUGUACAUUGGCUCCCUCAGCCAAUAAAGCGAGAUGAGCGCCGCAACCCGAGAGUCGGCCACGACUGGACCUAAUAGUCAGUGGUCCCUUUACCUUUAUCUUAUUUCCACUGAUGGUAACUCCAGCUUCCUAGGUCCAAGUGCAGAGAACCUUCUUGUGCAGGAAGAAAAGGCCAGGUCAUCUCGGUGGCCAACCAAAUAUCACUUGGUGGCUUCCUCUGCGUUGUGGCCUCCCAGGCAUCACUUGCCACACACCAUCGUCAGAUAAAAUGCCACCCUACACUGCCUUUUAUCUAUGUCGCUCUUUGACAUGGUGCUUUUGAUGACUGCAAGCUGACCUUAGCACUGCAAAUCUUGAAGGAGAGUAAGUUGAGUGAUCCUUCUGCCCAUAAAUCAUGGGCUCAACCGCUGAUCUCCGCGCUAAAGCAGCUGAGAAUUAUUUGUGUCUCAAGAGUGGGCUUGUCAAAGGGCUAUCCUAGCGAGGACAGAUGUUUUUAUGGGGGUAGAUUAUCGGGGGGGGAGGUGGGUGUGGCAGCCACAGAGGAAGUGCCUAGAUAAGUCGUUUAUGUAAGAGGAGGACUUUAGAGCGGUUGUGGGAGUCCAGGGGCAAGUUAACCCUAGGGGUUAACUUCCCGGUCUUCCCCUGCUUAAAUGUAUAUUGUUAAAGUCUUUGUGGCUUAGGACCCUCGUAUCUACGGGACCACCUCUCCUGGUCUGCCCCGCAGAGGACCUUAAGGUCCAUAAAUAACCAUAGUUUAGAGGUCCUAGGCCCUAAGGAAGUCAGACUAUCCUCUGCCAGGGCAAGGGCCUUUUCAGUGAUGGCUCCGACCUGGUGGAAUGCUCUGUCCCAGGAGACUAGGGCCCUUCAGGAUUUAAUCUCCUUCCAUCGGGCCUGUAAGACAGAGCUAUUCCGCCUGGCCUUUAAUGUGAAUUCAGCCUGAUCUUUUAUUUCCCUUCUCUUCCCUCCCCCUCCCCUUUUAUGAAGAUCACCCGCUCUGAGACCCCACAGCUAAUUCUCCCCUGGCCUCCUCGCUGGCCCAAGUAGGACCAAUUCAGCCAGCUAGCCCUGGGGAUUAUCUAACUGAUUUUUUAAUUUUAUUGUCAUUCAUGUUUUUAUACUGUAUUUUACGCUGUUUUUAUAAUUAAGUGUUUUAAAGUAUUUUAAAUUUGUUGUUAGCUGCCCUGAGCCCGGUUUUUGAACCGGGAAUGGCGGGGUAUAAAUAAAAAUUUAUUAUUAUAAAGAUACAGAUUUUUGUAGCACUUCAUUCUAAGCCCUCGAGUUCGGUGUUAGAAACUCGGAUAUAUAAGCUAAUCGCUAAAUGGCACCUUAAACCUUGGUUACGGUUGCCACAAUGGUCUGUCAAGGCACUAUUUCCGCUCCCCCCCCCUCCAGUUGUGGGGUUUAUUGUUCUUGUUAAUUUUAUUUCUCUGCGGCUUUAGGUUUUAAAGAGAAUACCUCAAAGCGGUUUACAACACAUGAAAAUAAAAACAAAACAUCAGAUACAACAAUCCAGAAUAAAACAAAGUCAAGCUUCAAUGAAAACAUUGCAGGUCCUUCUCUUAAGUGAGAUUUUGCUUCCUCCAUAUUUAUUUGCCGACUAAAUUUCCAGAGCUGCCCCAUAGCAGACGUUCUCGAGGGAGCCAGUGUGGUUAAGUGGUCAGAGCAUCGGACUAGGACCUGGGAGAUCAGGGUUCAAAUCCCCACUCAGUCCCGAAGCUCCCUGGGUGAGAUUGGAGUCAGUCACAUCCUCUUGACCUUCCUCACAGGGUCGUUGUAGGGAUUAACUGGGUGGCGGGGCUGAACCAUGGACUCCUUGGAGAAAAAGUGGGAUAUAAAUGCAAUGGGACGCGGGUGGCGCUGUGGUCUAAAUCACAGAGCCGAGGUCUUGCUGAUCAGAAGGUCGGCGGUUCGAAUCCUCACGAUGGCGUGAGCUCCUGUUGCUCAGUCCCUGCUCCUGCCAACCUAGCAGUUCGAAAGCACGUCAAAGUGCAAGUAGAUAAAUAGGUACCACUCCGGCGGGAAGGUAAACGGCGUUUCCGUGCGCUGCUCUGGUUCGCCAGAAGCGGCUUAGUCAUGCUGGCCACAUGACCCGGAAGCUGUACGCCGGCUCCCUCAGCCAGUACAGCGAGAUGAGCGCCGCAACCCCAGUGUCGUCUACGACUGGACCUCGCGGUCAGGGGUCCCUUUACCUUUGCUAUAAAUGCAAUAAAUAAGAUCUUCAGUUUACCUGCUUAAGAAACUAGAGAGGGCAGCCAGGUGGAGAUGUCAGUCGGCAAUCUGGCACCCAGAGAUCUCUCAUGUGGUCGCAAUGGACUCCCACGCCAGUCGCAAAACAUGCCUGGCGCCUGGAUAAUUUCUAACACUGCUUAAGUCUAAGCUGGGUUUCAAGCCUGAAUGAGUGUCGGUGCUUCAAGAGGACUGAUGCUUUCAUCUCUUCCAGAGUUUCCUAAAACAGGGCAUCAUAACCUGGAAACGUCCUGGCUAGCCUUUUUUUAUAUAUUUCCCUCUCUGCUUCCAACAGGUCUUCGAAGCCGCUCUGGCCUGGGUGAGGUACGACCGCGAGCAUCGAGAGCCCUUCUUGCCGGAGCUCCUCUCCAAAAUCCGCCUGCCUCUUUGCCGACCCCAGUUCCUUGCGGACCGGGUCCAGCAGGACGACCUUGUCCGCUGCUGCCACAAGUGCAGGUGGGUAUGCGAGGACUGAGCUGCCUGUAGUAGUUCCAGGAGGGGAAUCACAACGAGGAAGCGCGUGGGACAGUGACAGGCGCAGAGCCCCAAACACAGAAUCCCUUUUCCACCAUGCAGGCAAAAGAGAGAGGGAGUUUUCCUCCAGGUGACCCAGCCAGGUCAGAUUGUCCUCCUCUCUCUUGCGUCUCCUCUGUCUCUUAAGCUCAGGGCAGGCAAUGGGCUAUGUGAGCUUUGUGUCAUCCAGUACAGUGGUACCUCAGGUUAAGUACUUAAUUCGUUCCGGAGGUCCGUUCUUAACCUGAAAAUGUUCUUAACCUGAAGCACCACUUUAGCUAAUGGGGCCUCCUGCUGCUGCCGCGCCGCCAGAGCACGAUUUCUGUUCUCAUCCUGAAGCAAAGUUCUUAACCUGAAGCACUAUUUCUGGGUUAGCGGAGUCUGUAACCUGAAGCGUAUGUAACCUGAAGCGCAUGUAACCCGAGGUACCACUGUAUCUUGAUGUGUGUUCACCAUUCAGACAGGCAGGUGGUGGAAUUCUGAGAUGCACCACUGCAGACAUUCCCUGAGACAGAAUUCUUCUGCACAUAAUAAGUAAUUAUGUAAGGGAGGAGGUGUGGCCUGGGAGGGUCCCACAUGCCGGGUAAGGGGCUACUUUCAUCCUCCAAGAUUGGGGUUUCCCACUCCUGAUUUUACGCUUCCAGUCAGCAAAGCAUUCUGCUCAGGUAGGUCAUUGCCACGCCCAUUUUACUUAAGCUGCUCUGAGGUUUAGGCUGCCGCAUAAAUGUACGUGAAACGUCAUGCGUAAUCGAUGCUAAAUUUCUGGUUUUGAACUGAACCCAAAUGUUGUGGAAAUUGGGUUGGAUUUCUUGGAAUGUAAUAAAAAGGAAAUUGGAAAUUUAGAAUAGAACGAGCUUGUAUCUUUUAGGAAGAAUAUCAGUUAUUAAGAUGAGCGUAUUGCCAAACAUGCUGUUUUUAUUCCAAUCAAUCCCGAUAAUAUGCAAUAUGGAAUGUUUUGAAGAUUAGCAAAAAGAUAUUUCAGAAUUUAUCUGGCAGUGUAAGAAGCCGAGAAUAAAAUACAAAUUAUGAACAGAUACUAAAGAUAGAGGAGGCUUCUCACUGCCUGAUUUGAAAUUAUAUUAUGAAGCCUCUUGCAUUAGUUGGAUUCAGGAAUGGAUAAAAUUAACAAAUACAGAUAGACUCUGUGCGCUUUGCGCAUGUGCAGAAGUGCUCUGCUGUGCCGUGUGCGCACGCAGAAGCGGUCCUCAGGUUACGAAAUUUUUGGGUUAUGGCCAGGCCUCCGGAACAGAUCCCAUUCGUAACCGGAGGUACCACUGUAUAUCAUUUCCCAUUUGGAUUUCAGGGACCUCGUGGAUGAAGCAAAGGAUUACCACCUCAUGCCAGAGCGACGACCCCACCUCCCGUCUUUCAAAACCCGCCCCCGUUGCUGCACCUCUAUCGCAGGCCUGAUCUAUGCCGUGGGAGGCCUCAAUUCAGCAGGUAUCUUUCAACUCUGUUGUUUGCCAGGGAUGUAUGCCUAGGAAGCACCGUGGAAUUGUAGAAUUGGGACCCCGAGAGUCACCUAGUCUAACCCCCUGCGAUGCAGGAAUCUCAGCUGAAGCAUCCAUGAGACUGUCAGAAAGUUCUUCCCGAUGUUUAGUCGGAAUCUCCUUUCCUAUAAGCCAUUGGUUCGAGUCCUGCCCUCCGGAGCAGGAGAAAACUAGCUUGCUCCAUCUUCCCUGUGACAGCUGUUUAGCUAUUGGAAGAUGGCUCUCCAAAGCAGCCUCUUUGGACCCUAUUAUAUGCUGGCCUGUCAUGACUCCCUGCCAAAGGGCAAUGUGAAUUGUAGUUCGCUGCAUGUGCCGCAGUGCUCAGACACACUGAAUUAAAGUCCUGUGCUGGCAAGGGGGAUUAAGAGCAACGCCUGAACCCAUGGUAUAUCUGGGUUGGUCACCCGGUGAUUUGAGUGUCACAAUCCUGUUCUGAUCCAAAAAGGGGAUAUGUUUGCAUUGGCUUCCCUGAUCUCCCUAGGUCGGGCAUGGCCAAACUUGGCCCUCCAGCUGUUUUGGGACUACAACUCCCACAAUCCCUAGCUAUCAGGACCAGUGGUCAAGGAUGAUGGGAAUUGUAGUCCCCAAACAGCUGGAGGGCCAAGUUUGACCAUGUCUGCCCUAGGUGAAAAGUCAGAUAAAGAUGUGUAGCUCAUCCAGCUCAUCCUCCCUUAAAGAACAAUUGCAUGCCCAAAGCAAAUCACACAAUAUAAAUCAUGUGUGGAACAAAGCAGAGUUGGAUCAAGACCAGUGGGUUCCAAUCCGUGAAUUCUCAGCAAUGCAAGAGUUGUUGUUUGGGGCCUUUACCCCUUGCUGCUUGCUCUGUGACAAGCCUCGUAAACCCUGGCAAAUUCGUCAUCCCGUGGUAUCCUGCAAGGAUCGUUUGGGAUUCUAGCAAGGGCACGUAGUCGUAGCUGCACAGAGGAAGGCGAGCCCGGCAGCCGUUCACCAUAAAUUAUGAAAAAGGCCUGCCCUUUCCCUCUGACAGCAGUUUAUCACACGGAUAGUCUGAAUCACUAUAAGUAGGUGCAAUAAAUGCGAAGCUGCUGUUCAUGAGUACCGUAUUUUUCCGUGUAUAAGACGACCCCAUGUUGAAAGGUAAAGGGUAAAGGGACCCCUGACCAUUAGGUCCGGUCAUGGCUGACUCUGGGGUUGUGGCGCUCAUCUCGCUCUAUAGGCCGAGGGAGCCGGCGUACAGCUUCCAGGUUAUGUGGCCAGCAUGACUAAGCCGCUUCUGGCGAACCAGAGCAGCGCACAGAAACGCCGUUUACCUUCCCGCUGAAGCGGUACCUAUCUAUCUACUUGCACUUUGACGUGCUUUCGAACUGCUAGGUUGGCAGGAGCAGGGACCGAGCAACGGGAGCUCACCCCGUCGCUGGGAUUCGAACCGCCGACCUUCUGAUCGGCAAGUCCUAGGCUCUGUGGUUUAACCCACAGUGCCACCCGCAUCCCUUGCAACCCCAUGUAUAACACGACCCCUAUUUUUUCUAACCCCAAAAUUAAGAAAUUAAGUUUUUUAGCUUUGGGGGGUGGGGCAGGGUAGGUCACUUCCGCCGAUCGCUCACCCACCUGCUCACAGCCACUGCCGAUCACACACCUUGCCACAGCCGCCAAUCGUCUGCCCGCUCGCCGCCACCUGAACAGUAUAACACAACACGAUGGCCAAUAGCAAUGGCACUAAGCACUAUUUAUAGACUAAUACAAAUAAGCAGAAAUUACAACCAAAGUCUCUAAAUCUUCUUCGCCACUCACGGUAGAAUAAUUCAAAAACUCGAUAUAUACAUAAUCUGUUACCAAAUAUCGCCGGAAAAGAGUUUCUGGAUAACCAGUCUGUUUUGUUCAAUGCUUCAUCAGCCAAUCCUGAUCAAUUCUUCAUCAGCCAGACUUGUUAGGAUUAAUAUGAGAAGGGUGCAGUUCAAUUUCUUAACAAGCCGAUCUUAGGUAAAGGUAAAGGGACCCCUGACCAGUCGUGGCCGACUCUGGGGUUGCGGCGUUCAUCUCAAUUUAUUGGCCGAGGGAGCCGGCGUACAGCUUCCGGGUCAUGUGGCCAGCAUGACUAAGCCGCUUCUGGUGAACCAGAGCAGCGCAUGGAAACGCCGUUUACCUUCCCGCUGGAGCGGUACCUAUUGAUCUACUUGCACUUUUGACGUGCUUUUGAACUGCUAGGUUGGCAGGAGCAGGGACCGAACAACGGGAGCUCACCCCGUCGCUGGGAUUCGAACCGCCGACCUUCUGAUCGGCAAGACCUAGGCUCUGUGGUUUAACCCACAGCGCCACGUGUGUCCCACAAAUAUAAACAAAUACAAACGCUGUAGAAAAAAUGCUGUGGAUCAGCGCUCAUAUGAUACCAACAUAUGAAGGGGUUUUUUUGGCAGGGGGGGGAGUAGUUUUAAACAUUUUUUUCCAGUUCGUUGUAGAUUAUUUCCCAAUACUCUUUUACCCUUUUACAAGUCCAGUGAUGACCACUUUUUAAAACAUGAGCAGCAAAUUUCUAUGCAGGCGACUCCCUGAACGUGGUGGAAGUCUUCGACCCCAUUGCCAACCACUGGGAGAAGUGCCAGCCAAUGACGACGGCCCGCAGCCGGGUGGGCGUCGCCGUGCUGAACGGGCUCUUGUAUGCCAUUGGUGGAUACGACGGGCAGCUGAGGCUGAGCACCGUGGAAGUUUACAACCCAGAGACAGAUUCCUGGUCCAAAGUGGGAAGUAUGAACAGCAAACGAAGGUGAGUGAGGUCAAUAAUAAUAAUAAUAAUAAUAAUAAUAAUUUAUUAUUUAUUCCCCGCCCAUCUGGCUGGGUUUCCCCAGCAGCUCUGGGCGGCUUCCAACAAAGUAUUAAAAUACAGUAGUCUGUUAAACAUUAAAAGCUUCCCUAAACAGGGCUGCCUUCAGAUGCCUACUAAAAGUCUGGUAGUUGUUCUUCUCUUUGACAUCUGGUGGGAGGGCGGGGUUCCACAGGGCGGGUGCCACCACCGAGAAGGCCCUCUGCCUGGUUCCCUGUAACUUGACUUCUCGCAGUAAGGGAACCGCCAGAAGGCCCUCAGAGCUGGACCUCAGUGUCUGGGCAGAAAGAUGGGGGUGGAGAUCUGGGAUCAGGGAUACUGGACUGAGGCCGCUUAGGGCUUUAGAGGUCAGCGCCAACCCUUUGAAUUGUGCUCGGAAAUAUACUGGGAAUGUAGGUCUUUCAAGACCUGUGUUAUGUGGUCUCGAUGGCCGCUUCCAACCACCAGUCUAGCUGCCACAUUCUGGAUCAGUUGUAGUUUCCGGGUCACCUUCAAAGGUAGCCCCACAUAGAGUGCAUUGCAGUAGUCCAAGCGGGAGAUAACCAGAGCAUGCACCACUCUGGCGAGACAGUCUGCAGGCAGGUAGGGAAAUAGAGAAGAGGAGUGAUGGGAUCUUUAAAAAAAAUAAUUUUGAGUUUUGUGUCCUUGUUUCUCAAUGUGAUCCUUUUCCUGUAUGUUUAGUGGUAUUUGAUGCAUUAUGACUUGCCGUUGUUUUUAUUAUCGUGUAGUAAUUCUUUAUUGCAAUUGUUAAAUUGUUAUUAUUUGCUGAUGCACAAUUUUACUGUUUACUAUUAUAUUCUAAUGGAUUACGGUGGAACCUUGCCUCCCGAACGCCUUGGGAGCUGAACGUCCCGGCUCCCGAACGAUCAAAAACCAGAAGUGAUUGUUCUGGUUUUCAAACAUUCUUUGGAAGCCAAACGUCUGUCAUGGCUUUUGAUUGGCUGCAGGAAUCUUCUUGGCUUCCGAUUGGCUGCAGGAGUCGGAAGCCGUGCCUUGGUUCCCAAACCAUUUCGGGAGUCAAACUACAAGAAACAAAAAAGAACAAGAAAGAAGAUUCCACCUAAACAUUAGGAAGAACUUCCUGACAGUAAGAGCUGUUCGACAGUGGAAUUUGCUGCCAAGGAGUGUGGUGGAGUCUCCUUCUUUGGAGGUCUUUAAGCAGAGGCUUGACAACCAUAUGUCAGGAGUGCUCUGAUGGUGUUUCCUGCUUGGCAGGGGGUUGGACUCGAUGGCCCUUGUGGUCUCUUCGAACUCUAUGAUUCUAUGAUUCUAUGAUUAAGUUCAGGAACCAAGGUUCCACUGUAUUGAACAUUGCUUUAUUUGAUCUAAGUUGUUUAUUUGAAAGUUACGUUUUUAUUAUGACUUCUUUUUUGUAUCGGAUCAGGUUGUUACUAUGCAUGUGAUAUUCACUGUCUAUUUUGGGUUUUUUUGUUCAGCUUGUAAACCUCUUUGUGUGUAGCGAUAGAGAAAGGUGGUAUACACAUUAAAAGAAAUGAAAUGAAAUCUCUGGUACUCUUGCAGCACUUAGAAGAGAAGCAAAUCUUUUACAAACAUAUAUGUGCCCACAUCUUCCUGUAUCUGUGUUAGCAAAAUGCUCUGGGGGAAUGUAAAGCUGGAUUCAUUAGUUUAAACUGGAGCCCUUGAGACUCCAGCUCCCAUCAGCCUCGGCCAGCACGUCUAGUGGUCAGGGGUGAUGGGAGUUGGAAACAGAGCGAUGUUUCAAGGGUCACAGCUUCCCCCUCCCCUGGUCUAGCUGGUACAAAGUCCAGGAAGGCUGGUGCUGUCCCUCAGCCAGCCAGGCGGCAGUUCCGGUGGGCCCGGAAGAGGUGAAAAGGAAGGCCUUCAGUGUUUUGUGAUUUCCACAAGCUCACCAGACAGGCCAAUGGGUUCAGAAUGAGAAAGCAGAAGAAACUGGGCCAUCGCAAUUGGUCCAGGUAGAAGUGGAACCAGCCUGUAAGGAAAGCUUCUUGCCAAAAGCAGUCUUAACACCUGGCGCUUGUUUCAGUGCCAUGGGGACAGUCGUGCUGGAUGGGCAGAUCUACGUCUGUGGAGGAUACGACGGCACCUCCUCCCUCAACUCCGUGGAGGCCUAUUCACCUGAGACGGACAAGUGAGUACAUAAUAUAAUAAUAAUAAUAAUUUAUUAUUUAUACCCCGCCCAUCUGGCUGGGUUUCCCCAGCCACUCUGGGCGGCUCCCGGCAGAAUAUUAAAAACGCGAUAAAACAUCAAACAUUCAAAACUUCCCUAAACAGGGCUGCCUUCGGAUGUCUUCUAAAAAUCAAAACAAAAUAAAAAAAUUCCUUCCAGUAGCACCUUAGAGACCAACUAAGUUUGUUAUUGGUAUGAGCUUUCGUGUGCUUGCACACUUCUUCAGAUACCUUCUUCGUGUGCAUGCACACGAAAGCUCAUACCAAUAACAAACUUAGUUGCUCUCUAAGGUGCUACUGGAAAGAAUUGUUUUAUUUUGUUUUGACUACGGCAGACCAACACGGCUACCUACCUGUUUCUAAAAGUCAGAUAGUUGUUUUUUCCUUGACAUCUGAUGGGAGGGCGUUCCACAGGACAGGUGUCACCACCAAGAGGGCCCUCUGCCUGGUUCCCUGUAACCCAGGCAUAAGGGAACUUGGCCCUCCAGAUGUUUUGGGACCACAACUCCCAUCAUCCCUAGCUAACAGGACCAGUGGUCAGGGAUGAUGGGAAUUGUAGUCUCAAAACAUCUGGAAGGCCAAGUUUGCCUAUGCCUGCUGUAACAUCACUUCUCGCAGUGAAGGAACCACCAGAAGGCCCUCGGAGCUGGACCUCCGUGUCCGGGCUGGGGGUGGAGACGCUCCUUCAGGUAUACUGUGGAGUAUGUCUAGACAUCUCCUCUCUGCUUCUAGCAGUCCAGAUGCAAGGUGUGCUUUGAAGCCUUCACCUUAAAUGUGGCUGCCACUCAGUUCCUUUCAUUUUCUGGUCUCUUGCAAAGGUGGAUGGUGGUCACCCCCAUGAGUUCGAACCGCAGUGCAGCUGGCGUCACCGUAUUCGAAGGCAGGAUAUUUGUAUCUGGCGGGCACGACGGACUGCAGAUCUUCAACAGCGUGAGUUUUUUUGCUCGCCGCACCUCUUACCUUUCCCCCCAUCACGCUGUUUCUUUCCUGCCCUCUUUUGAGGGCUUGUGGUGGGCUGUGACAUCCUUGCUUUCCACCUUUCCGACUGGCCUGUCAGGUAGGCCGGGCUGGUCAGUAACUUGAUCCCACAACUUCGAUACUGAAACACAAUGCAUUGGCUGUAGGCUUUGCACAGAAGCUCCAGGGCAUGGGUCGGCAAACUAAGGCUCUGGGGGCUGGAUCCAGCCCAAUUGCCUUCUGGAUCCGGCCCGCUGACGUUCUGGGAAUCGCCGCGUGGAUCGGCAUGGGGAUUCUGAUCGUUUGGACUGCACCAUUUUCCGCCCCUUUCCCUCACACACACACUGCGGUGGCGCCUCCUCCUCCCUCCCUCCUCCUGGCUUCUCCCCGCCCUGCCUAGCGGAGGAAGGGGGCUGGGCUUUGUUGAGUGCCAUUUUAAGCAGCCCCUCUCCGCAGCCAGUCCUUACGUGCCGCUCAUUGUCCCUCUGCCGCCGCCAGCCCCUGCUGCUCGCAAGGCACAGGUAAGCAGCCACUGGGACUCGUCCGGUGCUGUGGAGAAGGGAGGGAAGAGUCGGGGGGUUCCCCCACAAGGUCUGAGGGACAGUGGACCGGCCCCCUGCGGAAAAAGUUUGCUGACCUCUGCUCCAGGGUCUGGAAAGUGGGCAUGACCUAUUUUUGUCCUAUUGACCUAUUUUUGUUCACUUGACAGAGCCAGUGAAAAGUUUCCUUGGCAGCAGCGUUUGGGUCCCUCUCUAGUCUUUGCCCCUGCUGUGCAUCGUGACUGUGAUCACCCAAGAAGGCUCUGAGCACUAAAUAAAACAUUCCGCCCCCUUCCAUGUCCCCUUCCAUCCUGUUUGAAUUUGCUCUGCUGCUUUCCAGAUUCCAAAUCUUUGGUUUUUAAAUCUUGGGACUCGGUCAUCCCUCACUGCUAGGGUCAUUUAAAAAUGUACAUAAAAUAUUCUCAGUUGACACCCGAAAAACGUUAAGCUGUGAUAGCACCAAUCAUACAGUGGUACCUUGGGUUACAGACGCUUCAGGUUACAGACUCCACUAACCCAGAAAUAGUACCUCAGGUUAAGAACUUGGCUUCAGGAUGAGAACAGAAAUCGCACAGCAUCAGCGGGAGGCCCCAUUAGCUAAAGUGGUACCGCAGGUUAAGAACAGACCUCCAGAACGAAUUAAGUUAUUAACCCGAGGUACCACUGUAUAUGCGGGACGCGGGUGGCGCUGUGGGUAAAACCUCAGCGCCUAGGACUUGCCGAUCGCAUGGUCGGCAGUUCGAAUCCCCGCGGCGGGGUGCGCUCCCGUCGUUCGGUCCCAGCGCCUGCCAACCUAGCAGUUCGAAAGCACCCCUGGGUGCAAGUAGAUAAAUAGGGACCGCUUACCAGUGGGAAGGUAAACGGCGUUCCGUGUGCUGCGCUGGCUCGCCAGAUGCAGCUUGUCACGCUGGCCAAGUGACCCGGAAGUGUCUGCAGACAGCGCUGGCUCUGGGCCUAUAGAGUGAGAUGAGCGCACAACCCUAAAGGCUGUCAAGACUGGCCCGUACGGGCAGGGGUACCUUUACCUUUACUUUACCACUGUAUAUACACAAGCACAACUUUACAAGGUAGAAUUUUGUUGUCUGCAGGUCCUUCCUUGGGUAUGGAUUUGGAGACAACACCUAAAUCUGCAGCUUUGUAAUGUCUUGGAACACCCCCCCCCCCCCAAAUCUAGCAUCACUUAUCAUUAUUAUUGUGAUUAAGAUUUGUAUACCGCUCUAUACCCACAGGUCUCAGGGCGUCGCACAAUAAAAUCACAAUAUAAAAACACAAAAUACAUAAUCAAAAUAAAAACAACCCAAUAAUCUCCCCUCAUGCCAUAGCUGUCAACUUUCAGAUUUGAAAAUAAGGGAUCAGCAGCCUCGCCUGUCCCGGGGACAGCCUACGGGAUAUCUAACAAUAAGGGAAUAAGGGAAUUUCCCGCCAAAAAAGGGAAGGUUGCCAGCUAUGCCCCAUGCUGUCCUGGAAAGCUUCAUAAAAACAUGGGUUCAGAAAAUGGAAUAAUUACAGAGAAAAACUGAUGUCGCUGGAUCAAGUUCAUCAGUUUUGUUGAAAUAGUUUCAGCUGGAUUCUGAACACCUGUGCAAUUAACUGUUCCUGUUUCAAAUUUCAUUGUGCUAUUACACUCGUACCUUGGAAUGAGUUUUCGUCCGUUCGACUUCCAAAACGUUCGAAAACCAAAGCGCGGCUUCCAAUUGGCUGCAGGAAGCUCCUGCAGGCAAUCGGAAGCCCCGUCAGAAAUUUGGUUUCCAAAAAUAGUUCGCAAACCGAAACAGUCGUUUCCAGGUUUGCGACGUUCAGGAGCCAAAACGUUCGGGAACUAGGCUGUUUGACUUCCAAGGUACCGCUGUACCUUCCUCAGUGAGUUGUGGAAACUGCUGCUCUGAAGAAUGAAUGAAUGAAUUUAUUAUUUCGGUCACAGACCGGUUCCAGCCCACAUACAAUAUCAAGGAAGUCUUUUUUUUUUUUAUGGCUCUGAAUAAUAUUUUUCAAAGGGUGGGCUAGGGGGGACUGGGGAUGGGUUUGUGAAACCAAGGGGGCAGUGGGCCCCCCCAAAAAAGUUUGAGAAGGUGGCAACAGGUGGUCCUGUGGGAUUUGUGCUUGCUUGCUCUCCUAAUAAUAAUAAUUUUUUAUUAUAUAUAUAUAUAUAUAUAUAUAUAUAUAUCCCGCCCUCCCCAGCCGAAGCCGGGCUCAGAGCGGCUAACAAUGGUAAAAAUAACACAGUUUACAUAAAAUCAUAAUCAGGCGAUUGAAGUACCGUAUAUACUUGAGUAUAAGCCAACUUUUUCAGCACAUUUUUAAUGCUGAAAAGCCCCCCUCGGCUUCUACUUGAGUGAGGGUCCUUUCGGGCUGCUGGUUCUUCCUCUGCCACUGCCACCACCACCAGGUUUGUGGUGUGGUGAACCGGCUUACACUCAAGUCAAUAAGUUUUCCCAGGUUUUUUGUGCUAAAUUAGGUGCCUCGGCUUAUAUUUGGGUCGGCUUAUACUCGGGUAUAUACGGUACAUUCUAAAAUCAAUUCGGAGUCAAAUUAAUGGCAGCCAUUGGGCUAGAGUUCUAUGAGGAUUACAAAAGGAGGGGAUCAGACUGUGCCCUAGCCUGACUCCUUCACCCUUCCUUCCAGGUGGAAUACUACAACCACCACAUGGCUUCCUGGCACAAUGUCUCCAGCAUGCUCAACAAGCGCUGCCGUCACGGCGCCGCCUCCCUGGGCAGCAAGAUGUUCGUCUGCGGCGGCUACGACGGCUCCGGCUUCCUCAGCAUCGCCGAAGUCUACAACUCCAUGGCGGACCAGUGGUACCUGAUCGUCUCCAUGAACACCCGGCGCAGCCGCGUCUCCCUCGUGGCGAACUGUGGCCGCCUCUACGCCGUGGGGGGCUACGACGGACAGUCCAACCUGAGCUCCGUAGAAAUGUACGACCCGGAAACCAACCGCUGGACGUUCAUGGCCCCCAUGGUGUGCCACGAGGGAGGGGUUGGGGUGGGCUGUAUACCGCUCCUGACUAUCUGAGCGGAGGGUGGGAGGUGGCACGAGCCUGCGUCGCCCGAAAGCCAGGACUUCCACAGCCGGGAGCCUCGCCUCGAGGGGGUGAUCUGCAGAGAGACUCUACUUCGACAUCGUUUCCAGGUGCUUGGGCCAUUGUCAUUUGGGAAGCGCACAAACAGCCCCAUGGAUCAGGGCCACGUGGCCGUUGAGCGAGGUCCCGCAGUGUCACGAGAGUUUGGAGAUUUCAGGCCGUGUGAAUGAAGCCUCACCUGCCUCUUCCUCCUGGACUCUGCCAAGCUCCUUCCGUGCCUCCGCUGAUGCUGCCUUGGUCCCCUUGUGAUUGUGCCGUGGGUGUAAGUCUGCUUAGGUCAGGUGGGCUUUUCCUAGGAAUAAUAAGACGCUUCUGUCGUCGUGCCCCUUGAAAGCUGGAAAGGGAGCUUCCCUGUCUUCCAGGGCGAGGAUAGUACGUUGGCCAGGAAAACACCCACCGUCUUUUAUUUCGUGGUCAACACAGAGGUGCAAUUGUUCCCUCUCCCCAAGGAAAAAUGAAGUCAUUUUCUGCAGAGAAACACAGUUCAGGAAGAGUCUGCCCCUUCCUACACCUGGCCACUAGGUGGCGCAGAUGCACAUGCAAAGCUCUGUUUGAUGGUUUCGUCUCCAUUUGCUCCAAAGGCAAGGAUAGUUCCCCUUUUGCGUUCUAGCUGCCUGCAGAAAGCAAGAAAAGGCUCUCAUGUCUUCAGAAACAAAAAGAUAGGGCCACGGUGCAAGGAAGGCUUCGCAGCCUUUGCCACCAACACACAGCUCAGGAGAAUGCCAUGGCAUUGCAGGCUCUGCGGAGCUUUUGGGAUGAGGCUUGCAUCCCUGAAGUUCCUGGAGGGUUGUAUUUUUGCAUGCCAGAGCCUGUUGGCCGUGGGAACUAUUCAGACGCAAAGCGUUAAGAGGGAGCGUGUAGCAUAAGGGGGCCCAAUCCUGUCUCUGAUGAAUUCUGAAACAGCAGUAGUUGGCUUGGCAUCGUCAACACAUCCAUACAAUUUCCUGGAAACUAGAUGUUUCGGCUGAGCACCGCCAUGCCCACAAAGUUGUUCCUGCGCUGCUUGCGGCGACCGUUCACAUCAAAUCAAAAUUCUCAUCCCCAGAUCUGAGAUUUUUGUUUAGACAGGAAAUGCUCUUCCGCUUGGGGCGAUCUUUGGAGACACACAAGCCUUAAGCAAAAAAGCGUAUCUGAUUUCUGACAGGGAGGAACUGUGACUACGUCCUUUUGUUCUUGGGGAUUUUGAGCUCUCAGAUGGUGGCAGUUUGUGCCCUGCAGGCUGUCGGGUGUCUGUUUUGAUAGCUGUUGUAGGACAUCCAUUAUCUUGCUCUGAAGAGUGAGAAAUAGCAGCUUCUAAGAGUAAAUGGGAGGUUUACAGAUUUAUGAGCGAGGGGCAAAAACAGCCAGGGAGAAACCUGUGAGUUAGGAUAAGUAUACACAACCAAUUCUUACGGGGGCAGCAUUUCCUCAUGGUGGUCCUUCCUCAUCCCACCCCCCCUUAAAAUUAUCAGCUGUUUAUCAGCACAGGGGCUACUUGGUUUUCAGACCAACACCUUCCUUACUCAAAGACUAGCUUCUACUCUGUCCUCCGUCUAUGCUAAGCACUAUCAGGUUGCCAAAUUUCAAGCUGGAAAAAGCUGCGUGUCUUCCCUCUCUCUCUCUCCACCUUUCAAGGAACUGGUAGCAUCAAAGCCAAAUCGAGGUACUGUCGAAUGUGUGUGUGUGUGUGUGUUUUUUCAAAACCACUGUAGUUUAACACAGUGGCAAUGAGUUAGCUCUGCUGUUCCGCCUCCAUCAUUCUUCUGUCUGAACAUUACACCGCUCCAGUUUUGCACAAAGAUCGAAAGGCCAGUUGGGUCCUCUGAACCCCCCCUCCUUCUCCCCCCCUUAAGUUAAAUGGGCUGUGCCCCUAUCCGUAGGUAGCUUUUAAAUACCUGUUAGAGCUGCUUCCAUUUUAAAACGACUCCUGCCACCUACAUUCCCGUUGGGGCAAGAGAGAUUCCGACACCCGAUCUUGAAAUGAGACGUUUUCACACAAGUUGCUCAGAGGAACUUAACUCAGCUGCAAGACUUGCGAGCUGAAAAUUGCAGAGGGAGGCUGUCGGGAGCGAGUGUUGAAUUACGUAGGCUGGAUGCGCUUGGGAUUUCCGUAGCCUGUGAUUUUGUGCAUGCCCUUCAUCCAUGAACAGUAUUGUGAAUUACCAUAACUGCCAGGAGAAAACUGAUUUCGGGCAAGAAACUCGAAACGACGACGAGAGUCCUGGAUCGAGAAGGGGCUUCUGAACAUACCGGCGAGCCUUUCCGUAUAAACGUAACAAGGCCAUCCACUUGUGUCAAUGUGAAAUCAUGUACUUUAAAAAAAAAGUGUUGUCCGUUCUUGUGGUGGUUGGUGAAAUCCGAGGCAGAGUGAAGGUUAGGUGACGAUACCUCCGCUCUCCCUAGCCCAAAUAUAUUUAACUUGAAAGAAACUUUGUUUCUCGG